Molecule: messenger RNA, 2082 nt
Organism: Lottia gigantea (owl limpet)
Lineage: Eukaryota; Metazoa; Mollusca; Gastropoda; Lottiidae
Exons: 8
Source: RefSeq, a predicted model, not a curated record
GUGCGUGAUACAGAUCAUCUGCUAGAAGCUAAAGAUAUCAAAAUCCAUGAAUUACAAAGUCAAAUGGAAACAUGUCGAGAAAAUGAAAUGCGUUUAACAGAUAUUAUUAACAAUCUACGUCAACAGUUACAUGAUGUUCAGAAUAAAGCAGGUUCUAUAGAAUCUAUGGCAGGACGCAGUGAAUACACCGUGGUAGCACUACAACAAGAUAAUGCUGAUAAAAAUGAGAGAAUUUUAGAAUUAGAAGCUAGACUUAGGAAACAACUAGAUGAAAGGGAAAUGGCGGAAGCAUCCUCUAUGGGAGCUGAGAGAAAAUUAAAUGAUUUAUUGUCUAAUAUCAGUAGUUUGUUACGAGCAGAUGAUAUAGACUCUUCCCCUAAUUCUAUAGAUACAGUUGUUAGAAAGUUGACAGAUUUAAUGCAAGAGAAUGCCAUGUUAAAAGGAAAGAUUUUGACUCUAAAUGAAUUAUUGAAUAACACUGAAACUGAAACUAAAGCCAGUCGUGAAACUAUCAUGAGAUUGGUCAGCGAAGUUGGUCGAGAACAAAAAGUAGCCACCAGAUACAGUUCAGAUAUUGAUAACCUCAGACAAGAAAGAGACAAUGCUUUAGCUGCAAGACGUGACAUGGAAAGAGAGGUAGAAGUGGUGAAAGAAAGACUCGAAGCCAACCAGAGGGCGCUUGAUGCAACACGCAAUGAGCUGGAACUCCGUGAAGGCCGAUUGAAUCAUUUAGAUAGAGAAUAUCGUGAAACAACUAACAACACACGCAGCACUACCUCACAGUUUAAUCUAUUUAAAGAACAACUAGCCAAUAUCCUUAGCAACAGUUACACCAAUGUACCACCUUCUGAAGAUCUUAUCAGAGACUCCAUUUUGAAUUUAGCACAGAAUAACAAGGAACUUGUUUUACAAGUAGAAACAUUAGAAAGCAGGGUAAAGAGUUUAGCAGAACAACUUGAUAGUCAGAUUGAUAUGCAGAGAACUCUGGCUCAACGUGCCAAACGGGCUGAAACUGAGGCAGCCGACUUAGAUGAGAAGUUACGUUAUGCUGAAGGUGAUCUGGCAGCUAAUGAUGUCUUACGUGAAGGUUUCAAGACAGACAAAGAAAAGUAUAUGAGAUGUCUACAGAGACUAGGAGAAGCCAUGAGAAUGGAUAAAAUUUCAGCUGAUCUUGGUUUUGACAUGAUGUUGGAAGCUUUGGAAGCUCGUGCAGAUCAAUUGGUACAACGAGAAUCAGAUAAACUAGCCGAUAAAACUAGCGCCACCUAUAAUCUGCAACGUAAAGUGAAAACUCUCCGAGAUCAGUUGGAGAGCAAGGAUCUACAUAUUGAUCUUCUACGUAAAAAGAUGACAAGUUUAGAAGAGAGACUCCACGGUAGAUCAGAAUUAGAACGUGAUCGCGAUGCUGAGUCAAUUCGAAUUAAGAAAUUAGAAAAGGUUAUUUCUAAAUAUAAGUUACAGAUACAAGACUCAAGACAUGAAAUCAACAAUCUGAAGGCUCAACUUCUUGGCUCAGCAGAACUCAGGUCCAGAACAAUAGAUCAACAGAGAGAUGUAGAUGAAUUAGCCAAACAAGUUGAGGAAUUGGAAAUGCUUCGUAAACGUCAAUCUCGUAAAAUUUCGGACUUAAAAGAAGAACUCCAAUACCAGGGCUCUGAUUCUCAGGAGAAACAAGUCGUCACAGAUAAUGCAGUCCACGCUCUCUCUGGUGAACUACGUACAGCAAAAACAGCCCUUACUGCCAUUCAGAACAGAGAAAAACAGUUGUUAGAUUUUCGUAAUGUUGUAUCAAGAAUGCUGGGAUUAGACAUCAACUCACUGGCAGUUCCAGACUACGAGAUCAUUUCACGUUUAGAACUACUCGUCAAGUCUCAUCAUAGUCAGGCCUUUACCAACAUGAACCUUGACGAAGCUCUAGCUGGUGUGGAAGAUGGGUUCCUCAGUGGUUUGGAAGACAACACCAGAAUUGUGAAUGACCAUGUCUUAACACGACCUCGGGACAAAUCUCGACGAAAAUCUGCCAAACUUCGAGGUCGAGCUAGAUCAAUGUCUCCACAAAGACGAGAUCCUCGUCGAUAUUAA